Molecule: messenger RNA, 826 nt
Organism: Olea europaea var. sylvestris
Lineage: Eukaryota; Viridiplantae; Streptophyta; Magnoliopsida; Lamiales; Oleaceae
Product: ubiquitin-conjugating enzyme E2 28-like
Exons: 5
Coding region: 146-592 (148 amino acids)
Biological process (GO): protein polyubiquitination
Cellular component (GO): nucleus
Molecular function (GO): ubiquitin conjugating enzyme activity
Source: RefSeq, a predicted model, not a curated record
UCCAACAAAUAAUUCAUCUGACAGGCUGGACAUUAAUUAUAGCAAUUAGCAGCCUGCGCCUAUAAAAUUCCAACAAUUUUUCUGUGCUUUGUCCUUUGUUUAAUUUAAAAAUUAAUAACAAUCCAAUCUUUCCCAGGAACCUUUAAUGGCUUCAAAGCGAAUCUUGAAGGAGCUUAAGGAUCUUCAGAAGGAUCCUCCUACCUCCUGCAGCGCUGGUCCUGUUGCUGAGGACAUGUUUCACUGGCAAGCUACAAUCAUGGGCCCUCCAGAUAGUCCUUACACCGGUGGUGUUUUUCUAGUGACUAUCCAUUUUCCUCCGGAUUACCCGUUCAAGCCGCCUAAGGUUGCUUUUAGAACAAAAGUUUUCCACCCGAAUAUAAACAGCAACGGAAGCAUAUGCCUUGACAUUUUGAAGGAGCAGUGGAGCCCCGCCUUAACUAUUUCCAAGGUGCUGCUUUCAAUUUGUUCUUUGCUGACGGACCCAAACCCUGACGACCCUUUGGUGCCCGAGAUUGCUCACAUGUACAAGAUAGACAGGAGCAAGUACGAGACCACUGCUAGGAGCUGGACUCAGAAGUACGCCAUGGGUUAGCCGUGUUUUGGUUUGUACAAGGGACAACUUUUUUUUCUUCCAAAGUUUGUAUGAAUUCAUUUGUCUGUCAUUUAAGUCCUUGGACUAAACAGAUGUCCAAACUUUGCCUUGGGGAAAUGGAAAAUUGCCUGGUAAUCGGUUUGGACAUGCUGAUAGUAUUUGCUUCGCAAUUGGUAUUAGAGACAAUCUUGAUACUACAAAAAAUUUCAAUUUUGCCAGCCAAAGUUUUUGUCU